UCCCCAAAAAUGUAUGCGCCGGAUCUGAAAAUAUUUGCAACUCGCGAUGUCGUUACGACAUAGAAAGAGCAAAAGGGCAGAGUGAAGUGAUUCAGUGGAAGCCAUGGCCAAUCAAUGGAAGAAACUGAAACAGCCUUCUUCUUCAUCAAUCUCUCCCUCUUGUCUCUUUCUCUCUCUACUCUCCCUAACUUCUCUCUUCCUCGCUUUCUCUCUCUUCAACACCUCAUCUCGAAGCACUCUAUCGAAGAGCAAAUUGUCGUACUCCAAGUCGUGCAACUUCACUCACGGCCGAUGGAUUUACGAUCAGAGCAUCAAGUCCCCGCGCUACGACGACAGCUGUAAGGAGAUCUACAAAGGAUGGAGUUGCAUUGGCAGUAAAAAAUCCAAUGCGCUUGACAUUGUUAAGUGGCGCUGGAAACCCUAUCAAUGUGAUCUCCCUCAAUUCGAUCCUCUCUUAUUCCUUCACCGCUUCAAAAACACCAAUAUCGGGUUUGUCGGGGACUCCUUAAACAGGAACAUGUUUGUUUCACUUUUCUGCACUUUGAAGCGGGUCUCAGGCGAGGUGAAAAAGUGGCGCCCUGCCGGGUCUGAUCGUGGUUUUACCUUUCUGAAGUAUAACCUUACUAUCUCUUAUCAUCGGACAAAUCUUUUGGCUCGUUACGGUAGGUGGUCAGCCAAUGCCAAUGGCGGGGUGCUGGAAUCUCUUGGAUAUAAGGAGGGUUACAGAGUUGAUGUUGAUGUACCAGAAGGAACAUGGGCGGAGGCGCCAAGUUUCCAUGACAUUCUCAUCUUUAACACGGGUCACUGGUGGUGGGCUCCUUCAAAGUUUGACCCAGUAAAGUCACCCAUGCUUUUCUUUGAAAAGGGUAAUCCUGUGGUGCCUCCAGUGUCUACCGAGAGUGGGCUUGAUAUGGUAUUAAAACAUAUGAUAUCUUAUGUUGAAAAACGAAUGCGACCGAGCACAACAGUGUUCAUGCGAACCCAAUCCCCGAGGCAUUUUGAAGGAGGUGACUGGGACCAAGGUGGCUCUUGCCAGCGCUCACAGCCUCUCUCGCCUCAAGAAGUGGAGGAACUCUUUUCCCUUAAAAACAAUGGAACUAAUGUGGAGGUUCGCCUUGUGAACCAGCACCUAUACAAGGCUUUUGAAGGCACUAGAUUUCAUAAGCUGGACAUAUCUCAUAUGAGUGAGUUUAGAGCGGAUGCCCAUCCAUCUACAGCAGGUGGCAAGAAACAUGAUGAUUGCAUGCAUUGGUGCUUACCAGGACUUACAGAUACCUGGAAUGACUUGUUUGUAGCAUAUUUAAGCAAUAUCAAAGACAGGACCUAAGUUAUGAUUAUAUAAUUCUUUUCUGUUAAUUUAAUACAUUUUUCUCCCCUGAAGGGAAUUUUGUUAGAAGUUGGCUGUAUUCAAAUCUCCUCUGUACUAAUUAGUUAGUAUACUCCCAGUGAAUUCCUACCCAUCAGCUCUUUAAAAAUACACAGUAGACAGCCACCAGCCCCUUCUCACAACUAGAAGGUAAUUGUGAACCUGAUACAUUUUUGCUGGUAAGUUAACAAAAAGUUGUUCAGACUGCGGAAAGAUGUUGAUUUCUUUUCCUCUCUGUUGUGACCCAAUUGGUCAACUGGUAUAAAGUUGUUCAAGCAUUCUAUACCUCUUUAUUACCCAUUCCAAGAAUGUUUUCUCAUUAAUUGAUAAGGGUCUGGGAGACACUUUGAAGAUGCAUUAUCAGCUGCCUCAGAUUUGUAACUCCAGAGAUAAUUCAGGAAACAAUGGUGGAAAAUCACCCGCUGAUGGCGUUGCUGAGUGUACCUUUUACCAGUCAUGUAAUCCCUUUCUAGUUUUUUUUUCUUUUUCAAUUGUUUGAAAAACUCAAACAAGGUAGACGUGAAAGACAAAGCAGUCUAAUUUUCCAUGGUAAUAAUUAGGGGUUACUUUCCU
Nicotiana attenuata is the source of this 1939-nucleotide messenger RNA. RefSeq names its product protein trichome birefringence-like 13. Gene Ontology annotation, cellular component: Golgi apparatus. The coding region runs from base 104 to 1327 and encodes 407 amino acids. The record is from RefSeq and is a predicted model, not a curated record. NCBI's taxonomy places the organism in Eukaryota, Viridiplantae, Streptophyta, Magnoliopsida, Solanales, Solanaceae. The transcript has 6 exons. Gene Ontology annotation, molecular function: O-acetyltransferase activity.